AUGAGCGUGUGUGGGCGUAAGGCUCUGACGCUGCUGAGCAGUGUGCUGGCGGUGAGCGGCGUGGGGCUGCUGGGGGUGGCCGUCAGCACAGACUACUGGCUCUACCUGGAGGAGGGCCUCAUCCUGCCCCUCAACCAGAGCACAGACGUACGCAUGUCCCUGCACUCCGGCCUCUGGAGGGUCUGCUUCCUCACAGGUGAGCUGAACACCUGGAGCCACUGUACUGCCAUGCAAAGGCAAAGUGAGGAGAUGGGUCGCUGCUUCACCAUUGAGUACAUCAUGCCCAUGAAGGUGCAGCUGACCAGCGAAACCACCGUCAGCGUCCUCAAGAUGAUCCGUUCGGCCACCCCCUUCCCGCUGGUCAGCCUACUCUUCAUGUUCAUUGGCUUCGUCCUCAACAACAUCGGCCAUUUCAGACCCCACCGCACCAUCAUAGCAUUCGUCUCCGGAAUAUUCUUUAUCCUCUCAGGUCUGGCGCUGGUGGUGGGGCUGGUGCUGUACAUCUCCAGUGUAAAUGAUGAGAUGGUGGGCGCGAACAGGAGUAGUGAGGCCUACCUCAGCUACAAGUAUGGAUGGUCCUUCGCAUUUGCUGCCAUCUCUUUCCUCCUCACAGAGAGUGCAGGCGUCAUGUCCGUCUACUUGUUCAUGAAGCGCUACGCGGCGGAGGAGCUGUACCGUCCGCACCCCGGCUUCUACCGACCACGGCUGAGUGACUGCUCCGACUACUCAGGCCAGUUCCUGCACCCGGAGGCCUGGGCACAGCGCGGACGCAGCCCCUCGGACCUGUCCAGCGAGGCCUCGCUACAGAUGAGCGCCGCCAGCUCAUACCCCGCCCUGCUCAAGUGCCCCCCGGACUACGAGCAGGUGACCUCCUCCUCGCCCUGCUGA
Messenger RNA from Engraulis encrasicolus (European anchovy), 888 nucleotides. RefSeq names its product voltage-dependent calcium channel gamma-5 subunit-like. Gene Ontology annotation, molecular function: channel regulator activity; voltage-gated calcium channel activity. Lineage: Eukaryota; Metazoa; Chordata; Actinopteri; Clupeiformes; Engraulidae. Gene Ontology annotation, cellular component: AMPA glutamate receptor complex; postsynaptic density membrane. The transcript has 5 exons. The record is from RefSeq and is a predicted model, not a curated record. Gene Ontology annotation, biological process: neurotransmitter receptor internalization; calcium ion transport; regulation of AMPA receptor activity. Bases 1 to 888 code for a protein of 295 amino acids.